Messenger RNA from Prinia subflava (tawny-flanked prinia), 969 nucleotides. It is a transcript of the gene NPBWR1, whose product is annotated as neuropeptides B and W receptor 1. Gene Ontology annotation, molecular function: neuropeptide binding; neuropeptide receptor activity. Gene Ontology annotation, biological process: neuropeptide signaling pathway. Gene Ontology annotation, cellular component: plasma membrane; neuron projection. NCBI's taxonomy places the organism in Eukaryota, Metazoa, Chordata, Aves, Passeriformes, Cisticolidae. The record is from RefSeq and is a predicted model, not a curated record.
AUGGAGAAGCCCUCCCUCCCUGAAAUCAAUUCCUCAUGUGCAGACUGCACUGGGAGAGGACAUGGGAGUCUCAUUAUAUCCUCUGCUCCACUAAGCCCCAGGUAGCACAUCACAGUGUCUGUCAUCUACUCAGUCAUCUGUGCCGUGGGACUGACAGGGAACACCGCUGUCACCUACAUCAUCCUCAAAGCACCAAAGAUGAAAACACUAACCAACAUCUUCAUCCUCAACCUGGCCAUUGCUGAUGAGCUCUUUACCUUGGUGCUGCCCAUCAACAUUGCUGACUACCUGCUCCUGCAGUAGAGAGUUGGAGAGUUCCUGUGCAAACUCAUCAUCUCCAUAGACCAAUACAACACUUUCUCCAGCAUCUACUUCCUCACUCAACACUGCCUCGUUGUGGCAGCCACCACCAAGUCCAGGAAGGUGUCCUACCUCACCUACCAAGCAGCCAAGACUGUGAGCCUCUGUUUCUGGUCCCUCAUCGCUGUCAUCAUCCUGCCCUUUGCUGUCUUUGCCAAGAUACACAAGGAGCAGGGGCGCUCCCAGUGUGUCUUCGUGCUCCUGCACCCCGAGAGUGUGUGGUGGAAAGGCAGCUGGACCUACACCCUUAUUUUAGGCUUUGUCAUCCCAGUGUACACCAUCUGCACCCUGUGCACCAUUAUGUGCAGGCUGAGACAUGUACAGCUCCAUUGCAAUGCAAAAACUCCGGACAAAGCCAAAAAAAAGGUCACACUGAUGGUGGCUGCUGUCCUGGAUGUGUGCCUGUUCUGCUGGAUGCCCUUUCACCUUGGCACAGUGGUGGCUCUCAUCAUGGACAUCCCACAAACUCCACUCAUCAUUGGGAUUUCCUGUUUCAUCACCAGCCUGAGCUAUGCCAACAGCUGCUUCAGCCCUUUCCUAUACACCUUUCUGGAUGACAGCUUCCAGAGGAGCCUCCUCAAACUGAUAGAUCACAAAACCACCUCAUAA